AUGGCAGGAACCAGAGGAAUAAGAAAAUGCGCAUUCAUUAACAGACCAAUUGCACCACAUGACAAGUCUAGUGUUGUGUACACUAUAGGAGUACUCGACGAGAACGGCAGAUACACAGGAAAAGACACAAUUCUCUCCGUGUGCGGUCAGAUCCGAAAGAGUGGAGAUGCAGACAAACUAUUAUAUGCAAAGGCAGAUGAGUUAAUUCAAUAA
Molecule: messenger RNA, 213 nt
Organism: Nematocida ausubeli
Lineage: Eukaryota; Fungi; Microsporidia
Product: 30S ribosomal protein S21e
Exons: 1
Coding region: 1-213 (70 amino acids)
Biological process (GO): translation
Cellular component (GO): ribosome
Molecular function (GO): structural constituent of ribosome
Source: RefSeq, a predicted model, not a curated record